Molecule: messenger RNA, 3164 nt
Organism: Pygocentrus nattereri (red-bellied piranha)
Lineage: Eukaryota; Metazoa; Chordata; Actinopteri; Characiformes; Serrasalmidae
Gene: mapk8ip1b
Product: mitogen-activated protein kinase 8 interacting protein 1b
Exons: 12
Coding region: 169-2319 (716 amino acids)
Biological process (GO): regulation of JNK cascade
Cellular component (GO): cytoplasm
Molecular function (GO): protein binding
Source: RefSeq, a predicted model, not a curated record
UUACGGUUUAGAGGACAGUUGGUCGGUCGGUGGAGCCGGGCUGCUGCUGCUGCUGCUGCUGCUGCUGCUGUCGUUUGGAUCAGCCGUGAGUGUGAACGCUGGAGUAACGGAGAUGCUAACGCUGCUGUGGAGAGUGUGAUCAGUCCCACGCUGCACUGCUGUGGGGGGAUGGACGCAGGCGGGCGCGGAGGAGAGGAGGACUGGAUGGAGGAUCAGUGGGAGAAAUGGCUGACCCAUGAUAUCAGUCUGGAUGAGUUUGAGGAUGAGGAUUUAUCUGAAAUCACAGAAAUCACGGAUGAAAGAGGCCUCAGCCUCAACUGCAACAGCCUGGACAUCAAGAUGAAGCGAGCGUGCGGGGGUCUGUGUGGAGGAGUGUGCGGCGGAGUGUGCAGUGGAGUGCGCGGUGCGGUUGGGACGGUUCAGGCUGAUCUGGAGAACAUCGAGCCCAUCGACUCCGGAGGAGACACACAGGAGCCCAAAACACCCGCAAAAAACCCUGCUGAGCCUGUUACCAUGGAUACGUACCGGCCCAAACGACCCACCACCCUCAACCUGUUCCCACAGGUGCCCCGCACUCAGGACACGCUGAAUAAUAACUCUUUUGGGAAGAAGUAUAGCUGGCAGGAGAAAGUUUCUCGCUCAUCCUCUCCUCUGAAAACAGGUGAACUGACCCCUCCUCAUGAGCACAUCUGCCUGAGUGACGAGGAUAAACUCCAGACCCACACCAAAGAUUGCGGCACUUCCACAGACGCACCUGUCAGACGCCCCGCCUCUUCCAAGCAGAGCCACGCCCCUGCCCCGCCAGUGGCCCCACCUCCAGCCCCACCCUCCAAGGCCCCUCCAGGUGGAGGUGAGGCGGGGCAUCGGGAUCGGAUUCGUUACCAUACGGACGUACGUCUGGAGCCGACGGAGGAGAUUUACCUCACCCCGGUCCAGCGAAGCUCUGAGGCUCUAGAGCCAGACAGACCGAUGCUAGCUCAGACUGGCCACAUGUCAGUUAGCUCAGACAACGAGGGUCCACCUCCUUACCAGCCCCCGUUGUAUGAACAGUUGAAUCCAGCCAUCAGUGAGGUAGAGGAAGAGAUGCCUCCUCCUUCUUACGCCUCUUGCAUAGCAGCCUCCGCAGCCCUGGACCUCAGCAGCAGAACAACUAGCAGAGGAACAAAGGAACUUGACCUCAGUGACCUUAGCUAUGGAGACGGAGGUGCUGGAGAAGCUCGUGCCCAGAGCUUCAGAGACUCUGGAAUUUGCCGGACUUCCAUAAGCAGCUCUGAGGCCAGCGGGCUGUCAUAUGACUCAGUCAAAUACACACUGGUGGUGGACGAGGACGCUCAGCUGGAGCUGGUCAGUUUGAGACAGUGUUACCAUGGGUACAGCGAUGACAGCGAUUCAGCCACGGUUUAUGACAACUGCGUUUCAUCACCAUACGAAUCGGCGCUCGGGGAGGAGUUUGAGGAGGACGAAGAGGAGGAGGUAGGGGCAGGAGUAGGUGGAGUCAGGCGGGAAGCCACUGCCUGUCUCUCAGAAGACUCCACCCCUGAGGCAGACAUACCGUUUUCCAGAAAGUUCCUUAACGUCUUCAUGAACGGACGCUCGCGCUCUUCCAGUGCAGAGUCGUUCGGUUUGUUCUCCUGUGUUAUAAAUGGAGAAGAGAGGGAUCAGAGCCACAGAGCUGUAUACAGAUUUGUUCCUCGGCAUGAGGACGAGCUGGAGAUGGAGGUGGACGACCCCCUGCUGGUGGAGGUCCAGGCGGAGGAUUAUUGGUAUGAAGGCUAUAACAUGCGGACGGGAGCGCGAGGAAUAUUCCCUGCUUACUACGCCAUCGAGGUCACCAAGGAGCCAGAGCAGAUUAAAGUGAGAAGUGAGGACUGGCUGGAGAGCUACAGGCUGAAAUUCCUCGGCUCUGUUCAGGUGCCCUAUCACAAAGGAAACGAUGUGCUGUGCGCAGCCAUGCAGAAGAUCGCCACCAAUAGAAGAAUGACUCUGCAGUAUAACCCCCCCUCAUCCUGCAUCCUGGAGAUCAACAUGAAAGGAGUGAAGCUGGUGGUGCAGGACGAUUUUACCGCUUACGACAGAAGCAGCCAGUGUAGUCACUUCUUCCAGCUGAAAAACAUCUCCUUCUGCGGAUACCAUCCCAAAAACAGCAAAUACUUUGGCUUCAUCACAAAACACCCAGCAGAUCAGAGAUUCGCCUGCCACGUCUUUGUGUCCGAGAACUCCACGAAGCACCUUGCUGAAGCUGUAGGGAAAGCGUUCCAGAUGUAUUAUAAAGAGUUUGUGGAGUUCUCGUGCCCUACGGAGGACAUUUAUCUGGAAUAACCCCCAUCCUGCCCUCUAGUGGCCGUGUACAGAUGUACAGCAAUGUGUAAUAUAAAUAUGUUGCAUGACGGACGAGCAUAAACAUAAUCCAAACACUAAUAUAUCAGACUAAAAAGAAGCAGAGAUGAAGACAUUGCUGCGUUGUGGACGUUCUGGAGCAAAAAGGAACCUUAAUGUGAACUGUCGGAAAACUCGGACACUGAACUGGCCAUCGAGAUCUGCUGAUAUACUGGAGAAGAAGGUUCAGUGUCAUCAAAGCAGGCCAGCAGCUGGAGUUUUACAGCCCUGACUCCUUUACUCUAUUAAUGAGGCUACAGAAAGUGUCAAAUAUAUUUGGACAUUGACCAAAAAGGCCAGUCACUGAAGGAAUAUUGUUGGUGAGUGGAAAAUCCAGACGUUCCUACACUGUAAAAUAAAGCGCACCAUCAUUCUGCAGCACCUGCAUCUAGAAGAGCUCUUUAAGACUGAACAGUGUGGUUGGAUUAAAAACACAGAAGCCUUCUCACGUCUGUCCUCAUCUGGCGUCUCACCUCUCACAGUGUUCUAGAUACUACAGCGCUAAGCUUGCAGUCUGCUUUUCACCCUUUUCAGCUCCUAAUAUGUGCUGCCCUGGUCAUUCUAGUGUGGAGGAAUCUCAGAUAGCCUGUAUGUUCACUGCCCUGCAAAAGGCUGGAAAUUAGAAUGUUUAUGUUACUGAUUUGUUAGUAUAUAUGUAAAGGUAAAAAAUUUGACACAAUGUAAUCAAUUCCUGACAUUGUCAAAUUAUUAUAUUAUCAAUAAUUGUUAUUAAAUUAAUUAAUAGAAGGUCAUAGCUUUGGCAGCAACAGUACACACACACACACACA